ACGGGGCGCGUGCCCGGUCCUCACCUCGCACACUCGGUGGCAGCGCGCGGAGCCUUACCGUGAGGAGGGUUGAUCGCUCGUUCACGCUUUACAAAGGAGUCACGUCUUUCUGUUUUCUCUCCCUCCUCUCUCUCUCUUCCUCCCUCCCUUCCUCACUCACUCACGCACCCUCUCGUUCUCCGUGUCUCAUUCUCAAGAUCACCGGAGCUCAUAUUCGCUCUCCCCAAUGUCAUGGACAAUAAAGACGGAGCUGCAGGCGCCCCGGAGGCUCUGACGAAUACUGGGGCGGGGAGUCAGCAGCAAAGCCACGACUGCCCGGCCCUGGGCGCCCCGGUUUCCUCGUCAGGAGUAGCUGGCAGCCGCAGCCGCAGCCGCAGCACCGCGGCGAUGGAGGAGGAGGAGGAGGAGCCGCGGACGCAGCCGCCUCGCCGGGGCGGUGCAGCUCUGAUCAGGAUGCAGGACCUAGUGUCCGGCCGGCCUGCUUGGGAGAGGGGCGAUGCGGCGACUAGGAGCGGCGUGAAGCGCAGCGAGAACGGUGAGUGCGUGCGAGAGCCAGACAAGCCAGAGGACGGAGGCGGCGGCGGAGGAGGAGGCAGUGGCGCCAUGGACGGGACGACCCCUAGCAGCGAGCCAGAGCGCAGAGACCCUCGGGUGUCAUUCUCAAGCGCCCCAAGCAGAAAGGCAUCUUCAUCGUUGCCCCGUAGCACCCUGAAAGCAGAUGACAACCCGCAGAUCCUUGCCGAGGAUGGAGAGCAGCGCGGCAGUCAAGCCAGCUUCAUGCAACGCCAGUUCGGGGCGAUGUUGCAACCAGGGGUCAACAAGUUCUCUCUGCGGAUGUUCGGCAGCCAGAAGGCGGUGGAAAAAGAGCAGGAGAGGGUGAAGUCGGCGGGGUCCUGGAUCAUACACCCAUAUAGCGAUUUCAGGUUCUACUGGGAUUUCACAAUGCUCUUGUUCAUGGUGGGAAACCUUAUAAUCAUUCCUGUGGGCAUCACUUUCUUUAAAGAUGAAACCACGACUCCCUGGAUUAUUUUUAAUGUUGUGUCGGACACCUUCUUCCUAAUGGAUUUGGUACUGAACUUCCGGACUGGGAUUGUCAUUGAGGACAACACAGAAAUUAUCCUUGACCCUAAGAAGAUCAAAAAGAAGUAUCUAAAGACUUGGUUUGUGGUGGACUUUGUCUCCUCCAUCCCUGUGGAUUAUAUAUUUUUGAUAGUGGAGAAGGGAAUAGACUCAGAAGUAUACAAAACUGCACGGGCACUGAGAAUUGUGCGCUUCACAAAAAUCCUAAGUCUUCUGAGGCUCCUGCGUCUAUCUAGGCUUAUCCGCUACAUCCACCAGUGGGAGGAGAUCUUCCACAUGACUUAUGAUUUGGCAAGUGCAGUGAUGAGAAUUUUCAACUUAAUUGGAAUGAUGCUGCUUCUGUGUCACUGGGAUGGCUGUCUGCAAUUCUUGGUCCCAAUGCUCCAAGAUUUCCCCAAUGACUGCUGGGUUUCUUUGAACAAAAUGGUGAACAAUACAUGGAGCGAGCUGUACUCCUUUGCCCUCUUUAAGGCAAUGAGCCACAUGCUGUGUAUUGGGUACGGACGCCAGGCUCCAGAAAGUAUGUCUGACAUUUGGCUAACCAUGCUGAGCAUGAUCGUGGGGGCCACAUGCUAUGCCAUGUUUAUUGGGCAUGCCACAGCGUUGAUUCAGUCUCUGGAUUCAUCCCGUCGCCAGUACCAAGAGAAGUACAAGCAAGUGGAACAAUACAUGUCCUUUCACAAGCUGCCAGCUGACUUUCGUCAAAGAAUCCACGACUACUAUGAGCAUCGAUACCAAGGCAAGAUGUUUGAUGAGGAAAGCAUUCUGGGGGAGCUGAAUGAACCCCUUCGAGAGGAAAUUGUCAAUUUUAAUUGCCGGAAACUAGUGGCCUCCAUGCCACUGUUUGCCAAUGCUGACCCCAACUUUGUAACUGCCAUGUUGACUAAGCUCCGCUUUGAGGUGUUCCAGCCUGGUGACUAUAUCAUUCGAGAGGGUACUAUUGGCAAGAAGAUGUACUUCAUUCAGCACGGCGUGGUCAGUGUGCUCACAAAAGGCAACAUGGGAAUGAAGCUAUCUGAUGGCUCUUAUUUUGGAGAAAUUUGCUUGCUAACUCGAGGCCGUCGAACAGCAAGUGUUCGGGCUGACACCUAUUGUCGUCUAUAUUCACUCUCAGUGGACAACUUCAAUGAGGUGCUGGAGGAGUAUCCUAUGAUGAGGAGAGCCUUCGAGACUGUAGCCAUUGACCGCUUGGACCGUAUAGGUAAGAAGAAUUCUAUCCUUAUGCAUAAGGUUCAACACGACCUCAACUCGGGAGUCUUCAACAACCGUGAGAACGAAAUCAUCCAGGAAAUUGUCAAGUACGACCGAGAGAUGGUGCAGCAAGUUGACCUUCAGCGGCCUAGGGCCAUGUCCAUGACGCCUCCACUCCAUAGCUCCAUGUUUGCUCCACCUGGUCAGCCGCAAGUCAGCUCUGCCAUUGCCACACUUCAGCAGGCAGUGGCGAUGAGCUUCUGCCCACAAGUAGCUAGCCCCCUGGUGGGCUCUGUGGCAAUGCAGUCCCCCAGGAUGGUUCGUCGUUUCCAGGUUGUACAAAGCAUCUCCAGUCCAGUUUCUGUGUCACCUCUCCAGCAGCAGUCUACCCCACUAGUGUCCAGUGGAGCCUUUGCUUCCUGUGUUUCCAGUCCCCCGGUUCAAAGCCCGCUGGCUGCCACUGGCCGGACUUUCCAGUACACCUCCAGCCCGGGCCAGUCAGGUUCACAGCUUUCACUAGUGCAGCAAAGGGCCCCCAGCCCUCCACAGCGUCCUGUCUCCCACAAAAGCACCCAAGCCUUGCACUCUGGCAACUUGAGCCAAGACACCAGGCCGCUGUCUGCUUCGCAGCCUUCCCUUCCCCAUGAUGGCACUCAGACAGCAACCCCAAGCCCACCACAGUCUACACAUGUCUCAUCCACCUCCAUCAGCUCACCUCAGCAGGCUCACCCCAUUGCCCCUGGAUCCUCAGGGCCUAGGGGUCCUGUACCCCAGAGGGUGACCUUGCCCCAUCAAAUGUCUAUAGGUGCAGGAGGCACCAUCUAUCCAUCAACACCACCUCCAGCAUCUACAUCUGGGCAGCAGGACUCAGGAACGCCCAAGAAAGAAUUGGUGGAAACGGACUCGACAAAAUCUAGGCUUUCUUCCAAUUUGUGACCUUGAGUGUGAGCUGUGGCUAUGUUGAGAGCUAUAGAGUUCCUGUUGCCUUUUAGGCACAGCAAUGUGAAUGUACGUCAUGCAGGUGGUAGCAGUGACAUGGCAAAGUGGGGAGAGAAAAACGCAAAAAACUCUUGUCUCCCUCCACCUGUGCACAUCCUUCCCAGUCGUGUAUCCAUAGAAUACUGUAUAAAGAAGCCAUGCAAACUAUCGUUUAGCCAAGUGGCGCCAAGACGGCGAAUGAGUGUAACGCUUUGCCAAGUGUGUUGGGUGUCCUCUUUCUGUAGAAACAAGCUGAGUAACUUCAUUGUUCUCCUCAUGAUGCUGUAAGCUUAGUCUGGUUUUAGAAAAAAAAAAAAACUGAGAAAAAAAUGCUAAUAGUCGUUUAGACCGCUGGUCGAUCUUACAUCAAUUAAAGGAAAAUAAUAAUGAUGUUAUAUAAUAUUCAUUGUAACUUAUCAAGACCAAAGUUGAGCUUGGAGGUGUGUUUGGUAAAAAGCCGUUUAUUUAACUGCCUUGAUUCAAAUUGCGAUCGACUUUUAGAAGCCAUAUUUUGAAUUUGUUCUUGUCUUGGUUGCGUCAUCUUUUCUGGGGAGUGGCCGUCUACUAUGUUUUGUGAUCCUCUCUGCUGCUUGUUGUCUUCCGUUCAUGGAGAAGGCUUGGCUCCACCAAAAUUAAACAAUUAAACAAUUAAACAAUCCCGCUUGGGGACUGGUGGAUGGCCUACCUGGCUAGACUUUUUAGUGCCAGCUGGGCAACUGCAUUGUCAGUGCCAGACGGAAAACUCCUCAAGAGUGUGCUAAAUGCACAUUGUACGAAAGUUUCUUUUUUGGUUACCAGUAUUUUAGUUAUAGCACCUGUCCCAGUAAACACCCUCCUGCCAUCAGCAGAGUGUAGACAGACAGGGAGGCAAUAGUGGAAUAUGAGCCUGCUCCAUUUAAGACACUCUGCUUCUCCAUCAGGCCCUGUUAACAUUAUAGUUAGUGAAAUUACCACAGUGACCUAAAAAUCACACGCAGAAGGGCUGUUUCUGAAUUUCAGCUGCAUGAGUGCUGGCAGGUUACUGAAGGCCUCUUAGGGUUGGAGAUAGUACUCUAACAUAUUAAUCUGGAAUUAGUUUUAAAAGACUUUUUAAUAAUUGAUCUAAUUAAAAAAUAGAAAAAUGUAAAUGACAAUGGUGAUUAUUAAUAUGACUUAUUAGUCAAUGUUCACUUUUAACCUAGAGUCACUAAACACGUCAAAAUGAUUUGCUGUUAUACAUAUAAUAUAAUACCAUGUACGUUUAAAUUGGAGUAAACAAUUACAGCGAUAGACAUUCAUGAGGCCUUACAGACAAGACAUGGCCCACCGACGUAUUCAGUAGGUGUUGUCUUGUUCAAUAUUUUAUUUUUUUCUUGCAUAUCAUAAAACACGGGGAAUACACAUUGCAUGCACUAAAAUGAAGUUUUUCAAGUCAUAUAAUCGUCACCAUCAGGAGUUCAGGUGAACAGCUGCUACUCUUUAGUGUUCUAAUGUCCUCAUUAGCUCACUUUAUCUCUUCAGCUUAUACUUCUAUCAAAAAUGAUGUAAAAAUGAAAAUGCAUAGUACAACAUUUCCUAUAAUUGUACAGAGUGAGUACUAGAAAGAGCGGAAUGACUUAGUGCAGGUGAUUUAAUCUGCAUCGGUGUGGAUUAUUGUCCAUUUCUUAGCCACUUGGCUGCCCUGCUUAUAUAGUGCCAAUCAUCAGUUAUGAAUUAUAUGUGACUGAAAAGUGAAAGGCUUGAUUACUAAAGUGGAAAGGCCAGAAUGACUCCAAUAAAUUUAGUACAGGGGCCCCUAGCUGUUAGAUUUGUAUUUUGUUUUAUUCCUGAACUAUAAAUGUUAAAAAAGGUCUGAUUUACAGAAAACAACACAUACUUUUGCAUUUCUCAGCAUAGCAAAUUGGUUAAAACCCCCCUUGUGAUUUGAGCUUGGCUCGGACCCCACCACCGCCUCCUGUUUCAAACCUAAAUCCCAAAUGCUGGCCUAAUUACUGAUUUUAAUAUCUUGUGCUGUAAACAUAAAACACCAAGGAAGGGUGUACAUAUUGAAAGGUGCUAUAAACACAGUUUUAAAAAGCACACGUAAAUAAUGUAUGACACUAAUUAUGUUCUGGAUGCAGAGUAGAAUUUGAACAAUUGCAGACAAGUAGCAAAGGUCCAGGCGUCAUUCUUCUUGAACGGAGCUCUGUGCUCGUGUGUGUGUGUGUGUGUGUGCUUGUCUGUCUGUGAUGCCCCUGCCCCAACGAAGGUCUUGUUGUUUUAUGCUGCAAUUCUGAAGGAUGGCCAGCUCUCGAAUCUCAUUUUAAAAGAAGUGCCUGUUUUUUGCUGCUCACAUUUGGACUUGCCCUCUGCAAACACCCUCACCCACCUCCAGUGCCCCUAAACAAUAAAAGCUUUUUUGGACAGCUUGCCUCCUCUCCUAAACCACGUUAGGUUACUGCAAAUUCGACUAUUUUUGUGCCUACUAACCACUGGAUCACACAAGCAGUGGCUCUGGGGGCCCGUCCCUCCGAUUUCUUACUUGCUUCAUGGAUUCACUUUUUUUUCAGCCCAAACGCUGCAUAAUUAAGGCUUUGAGAUGUGACUGCUGACCAGACAGCCUGUAGAACUUGUGGCCUCUACUCUUCUUCAGACUAGAAAAAGGAGUGCUGUUUGCUGUCAUGGUGAGGGAACAAAUAUUUUUAAUGGCACAAGAAGUUUGGGGACUGAGAGAUGCUCGCUUUUUAUUUCAAUGCACGUUUUGUUUUGCUUUUUUCCAUAAUUAGUGAAAUGUCAGCAGGCCCGGUGGUCUUUGAGAGUCUACUGUGGAUGGGUGGGAGGCACAGUGUGUACUACCAGUGUUUGCAUAUUGGCACCAGCACUCGCUCUUAUUGUUUUGACUGGCAGUUUCUUUUUUUCCUUCUCCAAAUCUGAAGUGCAAUAUUCUGAAAAGUGAACGGUGAGAAUAAUUGUGACAGUGGCACAUAUCACACAAAUUGUCCUGCCUAGCCAGCUUGCUAAACGCUGCUCAUAAAGUUGUCUGGCCAUCCUCCGGUGAGACUUGGGCAAUAAGUUCAAUUGUGAGGACUGCGAUGGCUCGAGGGUUUUAAAUAGGCAGAGACAGGCAGGGCUACAGGGACUUUCAUUUCAAGGAAAAGUAUCUUCUCCUCCAUGUUUGACAGAGGAGCUGCCCAGGGUAUGUGCACAUUGUAAGGACAAGCACUGCCCAAGCACAUGAUCCAGCUACCAUCUGUCCUGCUUCCCCUAAGGAAAGCACAUAGCAGACUAAGGAACAUGCAGGCCCUUUUAAAAAAGACGCUGAGUGAGAACCAUUAUGUUCGGCAGAGAGAAUGGACUACAGCUCAGCAGAGAGAGUUGGGAGGGCAAGUGGGUGAAGAAACCUUCCUGCACAGACACUUUGAAAGGAAUUUAGCAGGAGCUGGCAUACUGGGGGACUCGUCCACUGCAGACACUUUCUGAGAAGCGUUCGGCCGGCUGUGCAAUAAAAAAGUCAUCCAUGUGCAAUGCUGAUGAUGUUGUGAAGCUCAGUUUCCUAAUCCAGUUCUGGGAUUUGUGGGCUUUUUUAAUGAAACUGCUCUUAUGCUAAUAACUUAUCUGGUCAUUUUAAAAGGAACAUAUUAAAAAAAUGACUUAUAAUAAUCAUGGCAGCCAUA
Messenger RNA from Erpetoichthys calabaricus (reedfish), 6881 nucleotides. It is a transcript of the gene hcn2b, whose product is annotated as hyperpolarization activated cyclic nucleotide-gated potassium channel 2b. Gene Ontology annotation, cellular component: membrane. Gene Ontology annotation, molecular function: voltage-gated potassium channel activity. The record is from RefSeq and is a predicted model, not a curated record. Gene Ontology annotation, biological process: potassium ion transport; transmembrane transport. NCBI's taxonomy places the organism in Eukaryota, Metazoa, Chordata, Cladistia, Polypteriformes, Polypteridae.